GUUAACAUCAUGUUCGUACUACUAUCUUCAAAUAAAGUGAAUUUGAGAACAUGAGAAAGUGAAUGAAACAAAAUUUUGCACUUAAAAAUAUUAACUAAUAAUAUUAAAUAAUGCAUAACCGCAAUUAAUUUUACUGAAUUGGUACCUGAAGUAAACAAAUUAUUUAACCGACAGCAAAAAAUUGCAUAUAUAACAAAUUAAACGCUGGUUUCGUAAAAAUGGUAACAUGCAAAGUGGAUACAGUCGCUGUUCCGAAAAUGAAUUCUAUACGUACUCGUAAGCCGUCAAGCAGCAACUCUUCUGGUAUUCGACUUCUGGAAGGAGAUCAUCUUGAAACCUCUUCAAGCGUUAGCAGAAAUUCAAUAUACAAACUUAAAAUUGAUCUAAUGUACGAUGAUACGAGAUCUGUGCGAAACAAUCGAUUGGACGAUCCUCGCGGUUCACAUAGAACGCGCUCAAUUAUUAUGUACGGUCGUAGUGAACUUGCAAGCACUGCUGGAGAGAGUUCACGUUCAAUAACAAGUUUUCUUCAAGACUCUAAAGAAAAUUCGAAGGUCUUAGCUGACACCACCAAAAAAGAUGUUCAGCGUAUCAGUAAUAGCGUUCAGGCUCAAAUCGAGCAAUUAUUUACUGAUGUUGCUAAAGAUGCGACAAGUAGCUUCGCAGUAACUUGUUUAGGAUCUUUGCCACUAAAAGAUAAAGUAACAAGUCUACAAGGCCUACAACAACCUUUGCGUGAUCUUUAUUUAAAAGAGAAACAUCCUGAGGAACGUUAUUCGGGAUUUUUGGAUAUUUGCGCAACAGGCUUACGAAUAAAAAUGAAUGCUAUAUCGUACUCACCUUCGAAUUAUAAGACCAAUGUAAAUAAGGACGAAAAUAUAACACCAUUUCACAAUAUUGCAGUAUGGUCUGCUGUAAAAUUUGUUGUUUCAGAGGAGGAUGGAGGCGCUGCAUUUUUGCCAUUAAUAACUGAUCCACAAAAUAUUGAUAAAUCUUUAUUGUUUGAACCGUUAAGUCCAGCAGCAAAAAAUCGGUUUUCCAACAGCUCUCAUUCACCAAUAUUUGCAGUUGUAAUGCGAUCUGCUGGUCUCCCGAAGGUGCUUGAAUGUCACGGUUUUAUUUGCAAGAGCACUGAAGAUGCCAUUGUGAUUGCAGCUACAUUAUAUCAAAGCCUAAUGGCACAUGUGCAUUCUGAUACGCAUCGCAGUAAUAAACGUCGAACACCACGCAAUCAAAAUGGUGUGAGCUGCAUUAGUAUUGCUAGUAGUUCAGCUUUGACUGGUUCCAAUUAUCUCACACGUUCUCAAGUACUUCCUAGUGGUCGCAAAAGUUCAUUUCGCAGUUCAAACGGUAGUAUCACGGGUCCGCCAACAUCUGCCCGUUCUACACGCAAAAAACGCAUUCCAAGUAACUCUCUUGGUGCUAGCAGUAAUGUAAUUAAUGAAAUUGUUGAAACAUCAACCGAGGAACGAAAACGUAGUUCAUAUAAAUCAAAGCGUGCUCCACCGAUACCAACUAUUACGCAUGAUCCUCUUCACGGCAAUGGUAGUUAUAAGACUGUUUCAACAAAUAAUGCAUCAAAAGCAUAUUUAGACAAUUUUAACGGCAGCUAUAAAAAUAGUUCACGACUGAAAAACUUAAGUGACAAAGUUUAUUGCUCUUCAAAUAUGAUUGAUAAUGAGGCAGGAGUUGCAACAUCUUCAUCAAUGGGUAUGCGGAAUGAAUCAAAUGGAGAUAUUUUAACAAGAGUAGCAAUUCCGAGAUCAGGUAGUUUUCUUAAUACAGGAGGUUUAACUAGAUAUAAAUCUAGAGCUGCACGUCGACAGUCCGACAAGCCGGGCGGAGGUGGCGGAGGCGGUGGUUCACCACUUGGUUUCAGCGAAUUAUUUAAUGAAUUUCGACUUAACGAAAACUUACAUUCAUUGGAUGAUAUCUUAUAUGCCAUAAUUGAUGCCGAUGGGAUGUCUUUUAAUAACUUAAAACCAAUUUAUAAAGAAUUUUUAUUAAAGCUGGCAGUCACUCUUACAAAAGAUGAGCUAUUUCAGCGAUCAAAGAAUAUCAUGAAGAGACAAAAGAAAAAAAAACUAAAGAAAAAGACUAGCUCUAUAGGAUCCCAGAAACCCACGAAAACGAUAAUUUUUGGUUCAAAAAGUUUAAAAAAGGUUUUUCAGUUGGGACAGUUUCGCUCUUGUCGUGGAAAGCCACCGAAGCCCCCUCGUCAUAAAGAAAAGGAAUACAAAAGAAAAUCUGGACUUCCUCCAAAUAUUGGACCUCCGGUACCAAUAUCAUCUAUGCAACAGCAUCAAACUCGGCAACGCAGUCGAGUAGCAACCAGUGGUUCAGAUGUUUCAGGUGCUCACAAUGAGAAUACGUUCCGCGGUAUAAAUAGGAACAGUAGCAGUGGCUACGUAUCGUGUUCCGAAUGCAGUUAUGAUUCAGAAGCCUGUACUUGUAAAUCCGCUGACCGUUGUUACUGCAGUCUACGUACUGAGCUAGCAAAUGAAAAGAGAAACAGAAAAAACAAACAGAAGUCAGCCAUUUCAAAAUCAUUCAAUAGCAAGAAUCUUAUAAUGCAUACGCCAACUAUAGGUAACAAUAUAAAUCGCCACUCACUCAUUUCUUGUAAGUCCGAUGACAAAUGCUACUGCUCAAUGGUUGAAGAAGAACUGCAAACAGCAGAUGAAUCUCUUCAUUCGCAAUCUGAUACCACCUGGUGUGAUACUGAUAGUUGCGUUAGUGCGAGCAAAUGCUACUGUAAACGGAACGAACUAGGUGGAAGACCAUUGAGUUUAGAAAAUAAAUCAGCAAAUCGUCGUCAGUCACAUUCCGUGCCACGUAAGUCUUCUGAUAAACUAGCACUAGAUUACGAAUUAUUUACAAUAAAUGGAAAUACUAAGCCAGUACAACCUCAUGAAGCUUUGAGUGUUAAAAAAAGCGUCGAGGCUGCCGCUAUAUUUGCUGAUGUUAAACUGAGCCAAACUACAGAUAUUAAGAGCCUCUGUUCGUCAUCUCUAACAGAACCCAAUAUUUCGGAUUUGAAGACAAUAGACAGUGAAGCACACAUAUCCUAUUUAAAUAAAUUAUCCAAUUUAAAUAAAAAAACGGACUCAAUCAGUGUUAGAAGAAAAAAUGAAGAAAAACAAUUGCUUCCAUUGUAUUCAUGCUCUUCACAAAAGUCGUAUAGUGCAGAUGACCUACUUGCUAAGCUAAGUUCCAUUGAAAAGGUGGCUGGAAAUGGAUCUUCUAUCAAAAGUACAUCUAGUAAACAUUUAAAACAAGCUACUUAUCAAUCAAUGCGUGCUGUAAGCUCCUCGUUAGAAGACACUUUAGGUUAUUUGCCAUAAAUAAAAAAACUUGAGAACCUGCAUUUAUUUAUUAUAAGAAAUAAUCAUUUUAAACUAGUACUUUAUUUCUACAGUUAAAUUUUCGGCUUAUGUUUCUUA
This is a messenger RNA of Teleopsis dalmanni, 3443 nucleotides long. RefSeq lists its product as uncharacterized. Lineage: Eukaryota; Metazoa; Arthropoda; Insecta; Diptera; Diopsidae. The transcript is spliced from 7 exons. Bases 219 to 3344 code for a protein of 1041 amino acids. The record is from RefSeq and is a predicted model, not a curated record.